UUUUGCUUUCAUUUAUGCGUAAAUCGUUCAAAUGAGUACCUUCUUUACAUGCCAGUUCUUAUAAUCUUAAACAUUUGUGUUAAACGUUCAACUGAUUCAAGAUUUUAUAUACAACAAUAGAAACAAAUGAUUAUUUGCAAUAUUAUUCCGUUUAUUAUAUAAACCUUCAUUCCGCACAGUUAUUGUGUUGUAUUUUUUUGUUUUGUUUUUUUGGCCCGGGUUGAACCUGUGUUUAGGUGGUUUAAUAAUGAGGAAGUUACCCAAGUUAUAUAUAACCACUCUCACUUGUCUUUAUGGUUUAGAGUUCUCAUGGUCAAAGGGGGAAAAAAACACAAAUAGGUAACAAUUGCUCAGAAUUUGAUCUUCAGAGUCUCAGCUCGCAGUGUGAAAGACGUAGAGGGAUCGUCAGGCUGUGAUGACAGAGCCCAAGAAGAAGAUGGCAGGAAGGAUCGUCAUCCUUAAAAUAGCCAUCCUUCUGCUUUUCUGUCCAUCUGUGUGCGGGGAAACCGAAUGGUACCCCAAAAGUCUGCAAUGUGACGUGUCCAGAAUUAGCAACGACACCGAAGUGAAAGUGGACUGCACCAGCAGGGAAUUAACAUCCAUUCCUCCGGGGAUUCCCUCCAACACCACCAACCUGACGCUUACCAUCAACCACAUCCCUCACAUCAACAGCACGUCGUUCCUCGGCCUGAGCAACAUCACAGAGAUCGACAUACGCUGCAACUGUGUGCCCAUUAAGGUCGGCCCGAAAGACCACAUAUGCACAAAAAGCAUGCAAGUUGAUAACGGAAGCUUCUGGCAACUAAAGACUCUCAAGUCACUUUAUCUGGAUGGAAAUCAGCUCUCCAGCAUCCCGAAAGGACUGCCUCCGAACAUAGUGCUCCUCAGCCUCGAGGUGAACAGCAUUUCUUCCAUUUUGAAGGAAAACCUCACUGACCUUGUCAACAUCGAGACUCUGUACCUCGGCCAGAACUGUUACUUCCGAAACCCAUGCAAUAGAUCCUAUUACGUUGAGGACGAUGCGUUUCUGCAGCUCGACAAACUGACUUUGUUGUCGAUCAAAUCCAACAAUUUGUCUUUCGUGCCUCGCAGAUUGCCGUCGAGUCUAAAGGAGCUCUACUUAUACAACAACAACAUACAGAAAGUAGCAGCGGAGGAUUUUCACAACCUGACCAAGUUAGAAAUCCUGGAUUUGAGUGGGAACUGUCCCCGCUGUUAUAACGCGCCUUUCCCAUGCGUCCCCUGCGCUAACGGCGCUCCCAUUCAGAUUCCUGAAGAUGCCUUCCUCAAUUUGGUUGAACUUAAAAUCCUGCGGCUUCACAGCAACUCUCUCACGACUGUGCAGCCUCGAUGGUUUAAAGGCUGCAAGAAACUUCAAGUGCUAGACCUCUCAAGCAACUUUUUAGCAAAAGACAUAACACACACCUCCUUUCCUCGUUCACUGCCUUCCCUAGAGGAACUAGAUCUCUCUUUCAAUUAUGAGCUCCAGAGAUAUCCUUCAUCACUAAACCUCUCUCCGUUUUUCUCCUCACUGAAGUCCCUCAGGAUCCUGAGGAUCAGAGGCUUUGUGUUCCAAGAACUCAAAGAGAAAGAUAUCCACCCUCUAACUUCUUUGAAGUAUCUUGAAAUGAUUGAUCUCGGGACGAACUUCAUCAAGUUGACAAAUCUGAGCAUCCUCACAGGGCUGAAAAGUUUCCACAUCAUCAAUUUAUCGGACAAUAAGAUUUCAUCACCUUCGGAGGCCGAGCAUGCAGCUGCCCUGACGAUGACACGUGGCUUUCUCAAGCAAGACGACACUUCCCCAAUGUCACGAGGUUCUCAGUACCGAAGUGAAGAAGUGAGAGAGAUUCACUAUUUCAGAUAUGAUGAAUAUGCACGAAGCUGCAAAAGUAAAGAUAAAGAGCUAGGGACUUUGAGUCCUUUCAACACGCAGUGCAGCUCGUUUGGAAAAACGCUGGAUCUCAGCAGGAACAACAUUUUUUUUUUACAUUCAAGAUUCCUAAAUCUGCAUGAGCUCCGGUGUCUCAAUCUGUCAGGAAAUGCAAUGAGCCAAGCUUUAAAUGGAUCUGAAUUUGUUCAUCUUAAAAAUCUACAAUACCUGGACUUCUCUCACAAUCGCCUCGAUUUGAUGUUUGACUCGGCGUUUAAUGAGCUGAGCAAUCUGGUUGUGCUGGACAUCAGUUACAACAAUCAUUAUUUCGAAGCAGAGGGUUUGACCCAUAUGCUAAAUUUUACUAAAAAUCUCAGCAAGUUGACCAAGUUAAUAAUGAACCACAAUCAAAUAUCCACAUCCACCAACACAGAGAUGCAGAGUAACUCACUGGAAUAUUUGGAAUUUAAAGGCAACCGCCUCGAUCUGUUAUGGAGAGAUGGUGAUACAAGAUAUCACAACUACUUUAAAAAACUAACAGCCUUAAAAUCCCUCGAUAUUUCUCACAACAACCUGAACUUUAUUCCUAAACAGAUUUUUCAAAACCUUCCGCUAACACUCACAGAAUUCAACAUUACAAACAACAAGUUGAAAUCCUUCUCCUGGGAUGGUCUUAGGUUCUUGAAGAACCUGGAGGUUUUAGACCUCAGCGGGAACCACUUCACGAGCGUUCCUGCGAAGCUCUCCAACUGUUCGAAAUCUAUUGUGACACUGGUUUUGCGCAAGAAUCAGAUCGUGAGGCUGAGCCCAGAGUUCCUCCAGGGUGCGUUUAGCCUGAAAAAGUUGGAUCUGAGUUAUAACCAAAUCAAGUAUAUUGAAGAGUCGAGCUUUCCAGAAGAUGUCAUAGACAAGCUAGAGGUCCUGUUUUUAAACAACAACCGGUUUGUGUGCUCCUGUAACGCCACGUGGUUUGUCCGAUGGAUCAAUCGCACUUCUGUGAACAUUCCUCAACUGGCCACUGGAGUCACCUGUGCUUCCCCUGGCACUCAGCAUGGCCAGAGUGUUAUCUCUCUCAACCUCCAGGCCUGCCAGCAUAACUCUCUGUCCAUCAUUCUCAGUAUCCUGAGCACGUCCAUGAUCCUGAGUGUCCUCACCUUGUCCAUUUCCAGCCAUCUCUUUCUCUGGGAUGUGUGGUACAUCUACCACUUCUGCCUCGCCAAAAUCAAGGGCUACCGUCGCCUUCUCUCUGAAAGCACAGCCUACGACGCCUUCAUAGUCUAUGAUAAAACCGACACGGCGGUCAGUGACUGGGUGCUGCAGGAGCUCCGUGUACAACUGGAAGAACACGGUGAACCGAGGCUUCAUCUUUGCCUGGAAGAUCGUGACUGGCUUCCGGGUUGUCCCCUCAUCGAGAACCUUUCUCAAAGCAUUCAGCUUAGCAAACGUACUAUAUUUAUCCUGACCACUCACUUCAUCCGGAGUGGCCACUUCAAGACCGCGUUCUACCUGGCACACCAACGCCUCAUGGAUGAGAAGGACGACGUCAUUGUUCUGAUUUUCCUGGAAAGAUUUUCCUCUACGUACUCCAAGUACCUGAGACUCAGGAAGAGGCUUUACAAACGAUCCGUGCUGGAAUGGCCGAGGAAUCCUAAAACGCAGCAGUAUUUCUGGUUUUGUCUCAGGAGCCUCAUGGCCACUGAAAGCCAAAAGCACUACAACAAGCUCUUCCAGGAAACGCUGUAGCAGAUUUUUACUUCCAUGCAGUGUGUUAGGUUUUGUGUUUCUUUUAUGGGUCACCAAAUGUUUUUUUACUUGAUGUUACCUUUAAUGUGAUAGAAGGAAGUUCCUGUUACCACUGAUGCCACAACGAAUACAAAACUUUCGUUUCCUCAGCAGUUGCUCUUUUUUUUCUUCAGGUUUUAGAGAUUUAACUCUAACCAGGUACUGACACUGGAGACUCCUUCCAUAAUAUGCUAAAUAUCAAAAAUGAAACAUGAUGAGUUGCUAAUCGACAUCUUUUGAGCAAUCGCAGAAUAAGUGCUCAAUAGUACAAAAAUGGUUUCAAUUAUAUGUUUUGUACUUUUUUUUGUCUUUACACUUUAGUUGUGUUUU
Silurus meridionalis is the source of this 3982-nucleotide messenger RNA. RefSeq names its product toll-like receptor 7 (gene tlr7). Gene Ontology annotation, biological process: toll-like receptor signaling pathway; defense response to virus; canonical NF-kappaB signal transduction. The transcript has 2 exons. Gene Ontology annotation, molecular function: protein binding; pattern recognition receptor activity. Gene Ontology annotation, cellular component: plasma membrane. The record is from RefSeq and is a predicted model, not a curated record. Bases 416 to 3613 code for a protein of 1065 amino acids. Lineage: Eukaryota; Metazoa; Chordata; Actinopteri; Siluriformes; Siluridae.